Molecule: messenger RNA, 10261 nt
Organism: Dipodomys ordii (Ord's kangaroo rat)
Lineage: Eukaryota; Metazoa; Chordata; Mammalia; Rodentia; Heteromyidae
Gene: Abca1
Product: ATP-binding cassette, sub-family A (ABC1), member 1
Exons: 50
Coding region: 275-7060 (2261 amino acids)
Biological process (GO): transmembrane transport; phospholipid efflux
Cellular component (GO): intracellular membrane-bounded organelle; membrane
Molecular function (GO): ATP hydrolysis activity; phosphatidylcholine floppase activity; phosphatidylserine floppase activity
Source: RefSeq, a predicted model, not a curated record
GCCCGGCCGGGCUGAGCGGAGCCCACACCUCUCUUCCCCGGUGCGGGUGGGCAGGGAAGGGCCCGGGGCGCCCCAGUACCUACGCAGCCAGCCGUACUGACGGGGUGCUUCGCUCGGUUAUUCUUCCCCUCCCCCUUCCCGACGAGGUUCGUCGAGGGGUAAGGGGAAAGAGACGCCCAGGGCGAAGCGGAGAACAGUUAAUGACCAGCCACAGCCACUGCCUCCAGGGCUCCCGAGCCACACACCAGUCACUGUGGGUGCCAGAAGAGGUAACAUGGCUUGUUGGCCUCAGUUGAGGUUGCUGCUGUGGAAGAACCUGACUUUCAGAAGAAGACAAACAUGUCAGCUGCUGCUGGAAGUGGCCUGGCCUUUGUUCAUCUUCUUCAUCUUGAUCUCUGUCCGGCUGAGCUAUCCACCCUAUGAACAACAUGAAUGCCACUUUCCAAAUAAAGCCAUGCCAUCGGCAGGGACGCUUCCUUGGGUUCAGGGGAUUAUCUGUAAUGCCAACAAUCCCUGUUUCCGUUACCCAACACCUGGGGAGGCUCCUGGUGUUGUUGGAAACUUUGACAAAUCCAUUGUGUCUCGCCUGUUCUCAGAUGCUCGGAAGUUUCUUUUAUUCAGCCAGAAAGACACCAGCAUGAAGGACAUACACAGAGUUCUGAGAACAUUGCAUCAGAUCAAGAAUUCCGGCCCAAGCUUGAAGCUUCAGGAUUUCCUGGUGGAUAAUGAAACCUUCUCUGGAUUUCUGUAUCACAAUCUCUCUCUCCCAAGGCCAACUGUGCACAGAUUGCUGCAGGCUAAUGUCAGUCUGCACAAGGUAUUUUUGCAAGGUUACCAGUUGCAUUUGACCAAUCUGUGCAAUGGAUCAAAAUUAGGAGAUACCAUUCAAAUCAGUGAGCCAGAAUUUUCUGAGCUUUGUGGGCAACCCAGGGAGAAGCUGGAUGUGGCAGAGCAGGUGCUUCGUUCCAACAGGGACAUUCUGAAGCCGAUUGUGAUAGGACUAAACUCCACAUCUUCCUUCCCAAUUCAGCAGCUGGUGGAAGCUACUAGAACUUUAUUGGAUAGUCUUGGAAGUCUGGCCCAAGAGCUGUUCAGCAUGAGGAGCUGGAGUGACAUGCGGCAGGAGGUGAUGUUUCUAACCAAUGUGAACAGCAGCAGCUCCUCCACGCAGAUAUACCAGGCUGUGUCCCGUAUCGUCUGUGGCCAUCCAGAGGGCGGGGGACUGAAGAUCAAGUCUCUUAACUGGUAUGAGGACAACAACUACAAAGCCCUCUUUGGAGGCAAUGGCACGGAAGAAGAUGCUGACAGCUUCUAUGACAACUCUACAACUCCUUACUGUAAUGAUCUGAUGAAGAAUUUGGAGUCUAGUCCUCUUUCUCGCAUUAUUUGGAAAGCUCUCAAGCCUCUGCUUGUUGGAAAGAUUCUGUAUACACCUGACACUCCAGCCACGAGACAGGUUAUGGCUGAGGUGAACAAGACCUUCCAGGAACUGGCUGUCUUUCAUGAUCUGGAAGGCAUGUGGGAAGAACUCAGUCCUAAGAUUUGGACCUUCAUGGAGAGUAGCCAAGAAAUGGACCUUGUGCGGAUGCUGUUGGAAAGCAAAAGCAAUGACCAGUUUUGGGAACAGCAAUUAGAUGGCUUAGAUUGGACAGCCCAAGAUAUCAUUGCAUUUCUGGCCAAACACCCAGAGGAUAUUCAGUCCUCUAAUGGCUCCGUAUAUACCUGGAGAGAGGCUUUCAAUGAGACCAACCAGGCAAUCCAGACAAUAUCUCGCUUCAUGGAGUGUGUCAACCUGAACAAGCUGGAACCCAUACCGACUGAAGUCCGACUCAUCAACAAGUCCAUGGAGCUGCUGGAUGAGAGGAAGUUCUGGGCUGGUAUUGUGUUCACGGGUGUCAGUCCAGGCAGUACUGAACUGCCCCGUCAUGUCAAGUACAAGAUCCGAAUGGACAUUGACAAUGUGGAAAGGACCAAUAAAAUCAAAGAUGGGUAUUGGGACCCUGGUCCUCGGGCUGACCCAUUUGAGGACAUGCGGUAUGUCUGGGGAGGCUUCGCCUAUCUGCAGGAUGUGGUGGAGCAGGCAAUCAUAAGGGUGUUGACUGGUACUGAGAAGAAAACAGGUGUCUAUAUGCAACAGAUGCCCUACCCCUGUUACGUUGAUGACAUCUUCCUACGGGUGAUGAGCCGGUCGAUGCCCCUCUUCAUGACACUGGCCUGGAUUUACUCUGUGGCUGUUAUCAUCAAGGGCAUCGUGUAUGAGAAGGAGGCACGGCUGAAGGAGACCAUGCGGAUCAUGGGCCUGGAUAAUGGCAUCCUCUGGUUUAGCUGGUUCAUCAGUAGUCUCAUCCCUCUACUUGUGAGUGCCGGCCUACUGGUUAUCAUCUUGAAGUUAGGAAACCUGCUGCCCUACAGCGACCCCAGUGUGGUGUUUGUCUUCCUGUCUGUAUUUGCGGUGGUGACCAUCCUGCAGUGCUUCCUGAUUAGCACACUCUUCUCCCGGGCCAACCUGGCGGCAGCCUGCGGGGGCAUCAUCUACUUCACGCUGUACCUGCCCUACGUCCUGUGUGUGGCAUGGCAAGACUAUGUAGGCUUUGCAGUCAAGAUGUUUGUGAGCCUGCUGUCUCCUGUGGCUUUUGGGUUUGGCUGUGAGUACUUCGCGCUUUUUGAGGAACAAGGCAUCGGUGUGCAGUGGGACAACCUCUUUGAGAGUCCUGUGGAGGGAGAUGGCUUCAAUCUCACCACUGCUGUCUCCAUGAUGUUGUUUGAUACCUUCCUCUAUGGAGUGAUGACGUGGUACAUCGAGGCUGUCUUUCCAGGUCAGUAUGGAAUUCCCAGGCCCUGGUAUUUUCCUUGUACCAAGUCUUACUGGUUUGGUGAAGAAAGUGAUGAGAAGAGCCACCCUGGUUCCAAUCAGAAAGGAAUAUCAGAAAUCUGCAUGGAAGAAGAACCCACGCAUCUGAAGCUGGGUGUGUCCAUUCAGAACCUGGUGAAGGUUUACCGAGAUGGCAUGAAGGUGGCCGUUGAUGGCCUGGCACUGAAUUUUUAUGAGGGACAGAUCACCUCCUUCCUGGGCCACAAUGGAGCAGGGAAGACAACCACCAUGUCCAUCCUGACUGGCUUGUUCCCUCCCACCUCGGGCACUGCUUACAUCCUGGGGAAGGACAUUCGCUCUGAGUUGAGCACCAUUCGGCAGAACCUCGGUGUCUGUCCCCAGCAUAAUGUCCUGUUUGACAUGUUGACGGUGGAAGAGCACAUCUGGUUCUACGCCCGCCUGAAGGGGCUCUCAGAGAAACACGUGAAAGCAGAGAUGGAGCAGAUGGCCUUGGAUGUUGGUUUGCCACCCAGCAAGCUGAAAAGCAAAACAAGUCAGCUGUCAGGUGGGAUGCAAAGAAAGCUGUCUGUUGCCCUGGCCUUCGUGGGAGGAUCCAAGGUUGUUAUUCUGGAUGAGCCCACAGCUGGUGUGGACCCUUACUCUCGCAGGGGAAUAUGGGAACUACUGUUGAAAUAUCGCCAAGGCCGUACCAUCAUUCUCUCUACACAUCACAUGGAUGAAGCAGACGUCCUGGGAGACAGGAUUGCCAUCAUCUCCCAUGGGAAGCUGUGUUGUGUGGGCUCUUCCUUGUUCCUGAAAAACCAGCUGGGAACAGGCUACUAUCUGACUCUGGUCAAGAAAGAUGUGGAAUCUUCUCUCAGUUCUUGCAGGAAUAGCAGCAGCACUGUGUCUUACCUGAAAAAGGAGGACAGUGUUUCUCAGAGCAGUUCUGAUGCUGGCCUGGGCAGCGACCAUGAAAGUGACACGCUGACCAUCGAUGUGUCUGCAAUCUCCAACCUCAUCAGGAAGCAUGUAUCUGAAGCCCGGCUGGUAGAAGACAUUGGACAUGAGUUGACUUAUGUGCUGCCAUAUGAAGCAGCUAAGGAGGGAGCCUUUGUGGAACUUUUCCACGAGAUUGAUGACCGGCUCUCAGACUUGGGCAUCUCUAGUUAUGGCAUCUCAGAGACUACCCUAGAAGAAAUAUUCCUUAAAGUGGCAGAAGAGAGUGGAGUGGAUGCAGAGACUUCAGAUGGAACCUUGCCAGCAAGACGGAACAGGCGGGUCUUUGGGGACAAGCAGAGCUGUCUGCGUCCAUUCACUGAAGAUGAUGCUAUUGAUCCGAAUGACUCUGACAUCGACCCAGAAUCCAGAGAGACUGACCUGCUCAGUGGAAUGGAUGGCAAAGGCUCCUACCAGGUGAAGGGCUGGAAACUGACCCAGCAACAGUUUUUAGCUCUUUUAUGGAAGAGGCUGCUGAUUGCCAAAAGGAGUAGGAAAGGAUUUUUUGCUCAGAUUGUCCUGCCAGCUGUGUUUGUCUGCAUUGCUCUGGUGUUCAGCCUGAUCGUACCACCCUUUGGCAAGUACCCCAGCCUGGAACUUCAGCCUUGGAUGUACAAUGAGCAGUAUACAUUUGUCAGUAAUGAUGCUCCUGAAGAUAUGGGAACCCAAGAGCUCUUGAAUGCCCUCACCAAGGACCCUGGCUUUGGAACCCGUUGUAUGGAAGGAAACCCAAUCCCAGACACACCCUGCUUGGUGGGCGAGGAGGAAUGGACCACUGCUGCUGUUCCUCAGACCAUUGUCGAUCUCUUCCAAAAUGGGAACUGGACGAUGGAGAACCCCUCUCCUGCCUGCCAGUGUAGCAGUGACAAAAUAAAGAAGAUGCUGCCUGUGUGUCCUCCAGGGGCUGGAGGGCUGCCCCCUCCACAAAGAAAACAGAAUACUGCAGACAUCCUUCAGAACCUGACAGGAAGAAACAUUUCAGAUUACUUGGUGAAGACAUAUGUUCAGAUCAUUGCUAAAAGCUUAAAGAAUAAGAUCUGGGUGAAUGAGUUUAGGUAUGGAGGGUUUUCCCUGGGUGUCAGUAAUUCUCAAGCACUUCCUCCAAGUCAAGAAGUUAAGGAUGCCAUCAAACAAGUGAAGAAACACUUGAGGCUGGCCAAAGACAGUUCUGCAGAUCGAUUUCUCAGCAGCUUGGGAAGGUUCAUGACAGGUCUGGAUACCAAAAACAAUGUCAAGGUGUGGUUCAAUAACAAGGGCUGGCAUGCCAUCAGCUCUUUCCUGAAUGUCAUCAACAAUGCUAUUCUCCGGGCUAACCUGCAGAAGGGAGAGAAUCCUAGCCAGUAUGGAAUCACUGCUUUCAAUCACCCCCUGAAUCUCACCAAACAGCAGCUCUCAGAGGUGGCUUUGAUGACCACAUCGGUGGAUGUCCUUGUGUCCAUCUGUGUCAUCUUUGCGAUGUCUUUUGUCCCAGCCAGCUUUGUUGUGUUCCUAAUUCAGGAACGGGUCAGCAAAGCAAAGCAUCUGCAGUUCAUCAGUGGGGUGAAGCCUGUCAUUUACUGGCUCUCCAAUUUUGUCUGGGAUAUGUGCAAUUAUGUGGUCCCUGCUACACUGGUCAUUAUCAUCUUCAUCUGCUUCCAGCAGAAGUCCUAUGUGUCCUCCACCAACCUGCCUGUGUUAGCCCUUCUACUUUUGCUAUAUGGGUGGUCCAUCACACCUCUCAUGUACCCAGCUUCCUUUGUGUUCAAGAUCCCCAGCACAGCCUAUGUAGUACUCACCAGUGUGAAUCUCUUCAUCGGCAUCAAUGGCAGUGUGGCCACUUUUGUGCUGGAGCUCUUCACCAACAACAAGCUGAAUAACAUCAACGACAUCUUGAAGUCUGUGUUCCUGAUCUUCCCCCACUUCUGCCUGGGGAGAGGGCUCAUUGACAUGGUGAAAAACCAGGCAAUGGCUGAUGCUCUGGAAAGAUUUGGAGAAGAUCGCUUUGUGUCACCACUCUCUUGGGAUUUGGUGGGGCGGAACCUUUUCGCCAUGGCCGUGGAAGGAGUGGUGUUUUUCCUCAUUACUGUUCUGAUCCAGUACAGAUUCUUCAUCAGGCCCAGACCUGUGAAGGCAAAGCUCCCUCCUCUGAAUGAUGAGGAUGAUGAUGUAAGGCGGGAAAGACAGAGAAUCCUGGAUGGUGGAGGACAGAAUGACAUUUUGGAAAUCAAGGAACUAACUAAGAUAUACAGAAGGAAGAGGAAGCCAGCUGUUGAUAGGAUUUGUGUUGGCAUUCCUCCUGGAGAGUGCUUUGGACUCCUGGGAGUGAAUGGUGCUGGGAAAUCAUCAACUUUCAAGAUGUUAACUGGAGACACCACUGUAACCAGAGGUGAUGCUUUUCUUAACAAAAACAGCAUCUUAUCAAGUAUCCACGAAGUACAUCAGAACAUGGGCUACUGCCCUCAGUUCGAUGCCAUCACAGAGCUGCUGACUGGGAGAGAACACGUGGAGUUCUUUGCUCUCUUGAGAGGAGUCCCAGAGAAAGAAGUUGGCAAGGUUGGUGAGUGGGCAAUUCGGAAACUGGGCCUCGUGAAGUAUGGGGAGAAGUACGCUGGCAACUACAGUGGAGGCAACAAGAGGAAACUUUCUACAGCCAUGGCUUUGAUUGGUGGCCCCCCGGUGGUGUUUCUGGAUGAGCCAACUACAGGUAUGGAUCCCAAAGCCCGAAGAUUCUUAUGGAAUUGUGCCCUGAGCAUCGUCAAAGAGGGGAGGUCGGUGGUGCUGACGUCUCACAGCAUGGAAGAAUGUGAAGCUCUUUGCACUAGGAUGGCAAUUAUGGUCAAUGGGAGGUUCAGGUGCCUUGGCAGUGUCCAACAUCUGAAAAAUAGAUUUGGAGAUGGUUAUACUAUAGUUGUACGAAUAGCAGGGGCCAACCCUGACCUGAAGCCUGUCCAGGAAUUCUUCGGACUUGCCUUUCCAGGAAGUGUCCUAAAGGAGAAACACCGGAACAUGCUCCAGUACCAGCUUCCAUCCUCAUUAUCUUCUCUGGCUAAGAUAUUCAGUAUCCUCUCCCAGAGCAAAAAGCGACUCCACAUAGAAGACUACUCUGUUUCCCAGACAACACUUGACCAAGUAUUCGUGAACUUUGCCAAGGACCAAAGUGAUGACGACCACUUAAAGGACCUAUCAUUGCACAAAAACCAGACAGUGGUGGAUAUGGCCGUGCUCACGUCUUUCCUGCAGGAUGAGAAAGUGAAAGAAAGUUAUGUAUGAAGAACCCUGUUCACACAGAACAGCCGAAAGUGGGGAAGAGCUCAAUCUUCCUGUGCCCCAUGUCGUGUUCCAGAGGAAAGAGCUGGAAGGUUUUCAUGGGAAGACAUAAACUGGAUACAGUACUGAUACUCUUCAAUGCAAUGCAAUUCAAUGCAAUGAAAACAGAAAUUCCAUUACAGGGGCAGUGCCUUUGUAGCCUAUGUCUUGUAUGGCUCUCUAGUGAAAAAGACUUGAAUUUAGUUUAUUUUUACCUAUGUGAAACUCUAGUAUGGAACCCAGCGGACAUAUGGGUUUGAAGUCAUAUUUUUUUUUUGUUCCUGUGUAUGUAUGUAUUCUCACUGGGAUUGCAACAAAAAUGCAGCAACUAAUCAUGGUCAAUGAUGAUCAAACUCAAAGGCUUACACAUCCUCAGCCAUUAAGGAAUGCCAGGCCAGAAGAAUGGGUUCCCAGUGACACAUCCAUUGCUGGCAAUGAGUGUGCCAGGAUUACUAGUGCCAAGGUGCUCAGAAAGUUUGAAGCACCAUGGUAUAUGUACCACAUUUUGGUGAAAUUUUCCCUGCUCAAGAGUAGAUCAACAUCAUUAACUAUCAGGUGAUAAACUGGUGCUGUGUGUGACUAAAGGCUGCUUUGAUCUCUUUGGUGAGCUGCCGUGGUGGCUGCAAUGUGUAAGAUAUGGAUGUCUCUAAACACAGGAUACAUGGCUCCAUUGUUACAUUGUGCCAUGUUUGGAGCCAUGGUUCUCUAGGGUCAUCCCUAGGGACUGCUUCCAUGUCUUUAGAUACCAGUAAGAAACCUAACAGCUGUAGCCCAACUACAGGAGCUACCAAGCUACUGAGGUCAGAGCAAGGGAUGAGAGAGAUGUUGCAUUCACGUGUAGGGAGGCUUAUGUCUGUCUGUCCUGUUUGUCUGCUAACACGGUACACUGCAUCUCCAGGUCCUUUUUUUUUUUUUUAAUUUGACACAAGUGUGGUAUGUCUGAUUAGUCAAGACAAUGAAAACAGGUUGUAUUUUGACAAAAAUCUUUGUACUAUGAAUGUCAUUUGGCAUUUCAACUUCUUCAGUGACUUUUGAAUCCUUUCAGGGGCCUCUUUGUACAAGCCUGUGGUGUAAAGGAAUCUGGCUACCCAACUUGCUUUGCUAGCUUGAUUUUCCUAGAGUUCGGGGAUUAGACGUCUGACUAGGGCCCAGUGACUAGAAAACGUGAGCAAAAUCUCAUGCAUGAUAUUUGAAUUUGAAUUUCUUUCAGGUCACCUAGAAUGCUUUUAAUUUCAGUCCGUCAAUCAAGUAUUUUGGGGGAAUAUGUUAUCACUGAACAAGUAUAGAUAUGUGAAGGGAUGAGGAGAAAUUGUCAGUAGAUUUUCUGUGCCACAGUCUUCAGAUAAUAAUAAUAAUAAUAAUAAUACUGUUGUUUUGGGAGCCCACUAAGAGAAUACUGUCUAAUCACCCCUGCCUCUGAACUUUAAUUUUUUUGAAUAGUAACAAUGCAAAAGCCAAGAAUGGGUUCACAAGACUAAACAAUGAACUCUUCAAGGGAAAAAUAACUGGUUGUAAACUUGAACACCACUUGUGCUUAUGACAAUUAGUACCUUCAAAUCAUUGACACUGCCGGGAUUGAGACACACCAGUAAAUCCUUGACAAUCUCAACAUUUUCAUCUCUUCAAUCACUAACUUAACAUGAAAAACAUAAAAAGACUGCCACAUGGAAUGUUUUUCAGACUAUUCUAACACAGUCUUUUUCUUUCUUUUUUUUUUUGUUCAACAAAACACUUCAAAAAUAUGACUGCACUAAUGUGAAUGUCACCUGUUUUGAGACAGAAUUAAAAAAUGAGAAGAUGAUUAUUGUUUGGCAGCGUUCAAGUGGUCUCCACAUCAUACUGAUUUCCUCAAUUUUUUCUAAAGUUUAAAUAUUAACUCUAAAGGUAGAAGAUUUCCAAUCUACUUCAAUUUAAAUUUACAGAAUGUUCUUAUCUAACUCAUUGCUUGAAACAAUGACUUAGAAAUCACUGUGAAUAGUUUUCUAAAAUGAUAUUGGAAGCGUAUUUCCAAUAACUAUUGAUGAGAUCACUAUAGUCUCUGUCAUCAUCAAAGAUAAUUGAAUUGUUCCUAUUUUUCAAAAUCUAACUUCUGUUGCAUUUCUUAUCCUAUAUACUUUUUUGUUAAAUAAAAUCCAUGAGCAACUCCUUGAUUUAAUUCCUCUCACUUUAAGGCCAUUUUUUUUAAAAGACAUGUCUGUUACUUAAAAAUUAAACAAUCCACAGUUAGACAUUGACUUUGUUAAUAUUGUUACCUUUAGACUACCCAACUAUAUUUUAUAUUUUUUCCUGUGUAACCCUAAUUUUGGUAGAAUUUUUAGCAAUCCUAUUCUGAGAAUAAAUUUUCUAUAUAUUCCCUGUGGAAGUACAACCAUGUGAGUUUUGGAAAUUCUCAAGGAUUUAGAACUUUCUGUUUUUACAUCUUUUGGGAACCUUGGAAAACUUACUAACUGUGAACAAGCAAAAUACAGAAGAAAAUAGCAAGUCCUCUCUCUGUAAAUAACCCAGCAUAAUUCUUUACUAAAAAACCACAAACAAACCUCAAACUACUGUAUUUUGAUAUCUGUAUGGAAAGUCUAUGUUUUGUGACUAUUAAAUGUUAAACAUCAUUGAUUCACUGUAUAGUAAUCAUUGCUUAAAGGGAGGUGUCUGUUUUUUCUUCUUCUCAUGGUUGUAUAUAUCAGGUAAAACUUCUCCAAAGAGCUUUGUGCCAUGUAAUAGUGAACCACUUUAAUACUGAGAUAUUAAUUUGUACUCUUAUUACUAUUUACUAGUAGUAAUGGAAUACCAUAGUAACAUUGCUCUAAUUUUUUUCCAAAAUCACUGUAUCUUUUUUUUCUAGAAUGUUUAUUUCCCCAAUAAGGGUUAGGUAAGCUUUUAUCUCUUCUUAAACUUGAGGUUGAAGCCGUUUUUGUGCUUUUUCUUUACCCUCAGCCCUUCAUUCCAAGCACUUUAUGCUGUCUGUAAUGGAUCUAUUUUUGCACUGGAAUAUCUGAGAAUUGCAAAACUAGACAAAAGUUUCACAAUAGAUUUCUAAGUUAAAUCAUUUUCAUUAAAAGAACAAAAAAACUAGAAAAAAACAUUUGUAUGUCAGUGACUUUAUAUGACGUAUUAAAAAGGCAUAUUUCUAUGUUGUAAUGAGUCACAAAAUAAAGCUGUGACACUUCU